Phalaenopsis equestris is the source of this 2855-nucleotide messenger RNA. Its product is annotated as OTU domain-containing protein 6B. The transcript is spliced from 3 exons. Gene Ontology annotation, biological process: protein deubiquitination. Gene Ontology annotation, molecular function: myosin binding; cysteine-type deubiquitinase activity. The record is from RefSeq and is a predicted model, not a curated record. Lineage: Eukaryota; Viridiplantae; Streptophyta; Magnoliopsida; Asparagales; Orchidaceae. Bases 91 to 2667 code for a protein of 858 amino acids.
AAAGAGUCUCUUGAAGAGAUACGAGCAAGGCAAAGGGGAGGAGCGCUUGGGGUCUCUUUUCCUCGAGUUUGAUUUCGGUCUUCUCAUAUCAUGCCUAUAAGUCCCAACAGACAAACAGGAGACCCUUCUCAAUUCUUGACAGCUCUCUCUUCCGCUUUCUUCGAAUGGAUAUUGAUUCUUUUACUGCUAAUUGAUGCAUUUUGCUUAUUCUUGGUUUCAAAAAUAUUCCAUUCUUAUAAAUUACAGACUCCUUGUUUAUUAUGCUCAAGGAUUGGUUAUCUCUUAGGCAAUGAGAAGUUGGAAUUUUAUAGAGAUCUUGUUUGUGAUGCCCAUAAGUCGGAGAUUUCAUCUCUCGCCUUUUGUCAUGUUCACAAAAAGCUUGCUGAUGCAUGUAAAAUGUGUGAAACUUGUCUGGUUUCAUUUGCUAAAAUUACAUCGGAGGACUAUAAAUUUUUUAUGAGCAAAGUCAGUGUGGGCCUUAAUGAUGACAAUCAACUUCUUAAUUCAAGCUCUGAUGAAAUUGCGAGUGUUUCAUUACUGAAUAAGGAUUAUGAUGUUGGUUCUCCAAUUGCAAGGCCUUGUUCAUGCUGUUCUCGUAGACUAUCUCAUCAGAAAUCUAUUUUCAAAGAGUUGACUUAUCCUGGCACUUCAUUAUCUAAUGUAAGAUUACUAGCACAUGUUCAAGAUGGGUUGAUCAAGGUCAAGGAUGUUUUGUCUAUGUCAUUAGCUGAAUAUAAGCCAGGAGGUCACACUUUUGACUGUUUGUCUCAUUUCAGAUAUAAAGAGCUGAAUACUACAUCUGAGCCUGAGUCAGAAGUUCCGUUAUCAGAUGAUGAUUAUGAUGGAAGCUAUAAGCCAUGCGAGACUGAAGUUGUCAGGGAAGAAUUUGCUAAUCAACAUUUGAUUUCAGAAGUAGAAGUCCUUGAGAAUCUUAUUCAUCCGGAUCCUCUUGUAUCUGUUGCUUCUACAUCAGUUUCAAAGAGUCAAUUUGUUGAAGAUGGUUCUUAUGAUAAAUCAUUUGUUGAAUCCAAUGCUGAUCCUGGUCAUGGCUUAAAGGAAGUCAGCUGGACCCACAUUGAAGGAAAACCAAAUCGUCCAACUUCACCUCAAACAAUAUCUGAACCGGUUUCUAAAAGAAUCUCAAAUGCUAAAGAUCUUUCUGAGGUAGAUGUUUCAAGAACAUUAUCAACUUCACCUGUUGAGAUCAAAGAGUGUGCAGAUUUAAUUGAUUUAACUUCUGAAGCAGACAAAGUCAUGAUUGAAUCUACCCACAAUCUUACUUCUGAUCAUAAAGAAGCUCAGCCCCCGUCUACUUCUGAGAUUAUCCUAGCAAGAGAAUCUGCUAGACUACAUGAAAAUCUAAAGCAGCGUCUGUCCCAAAUUCCUUCUCCUAGGUGGCUUCAAUCACCUAGGAAUGAUGUCAUCCAGGGUUCCAGAAAGGAUGACGAUCGCAAAUUAUUUCAUACUCUAAGCUUUAAUGGAUUUCCAAGUUUUAAUAAGAAACUAGAUGCUGAAUUAUCAUAUUCAGAGAUUGCAGAAGGAAGUAUUUUUAGUGAAGUUAAAGAUGUUUCAGUUGAGAGUUUAAAAAAGCAGAUUGAAAUAGACCGGAAAACCCUCAAUAUUCUAUACAAGGAACUUGAGGAGGAAAGAAAUGCUUCAGAUAUUGCUGCAAAUCAAGCUAUGGCCAUGAUCAAUAAGUUGCAAGAGGAAAAGGCAACAAUGCAAUUGGAGGUUAUGCAGUAUCUAAGAAUGAUGGAAGAACAAACUGAAUAUGAACAGGAAGCACUUCGAAAGCUAAACGAUCAACUUACAGAAAGGGAGAAGGAGAUACAAGAUCUUGAGGCUGAGCUUGAAAGUUGUAGAAACCAAUCCAGAGAUGAAUCAAUAAGAGAUAAGAAUUUACAACCAUUAUUUGAUUCUGGUGAAAGUGAAUAUAGUACGACCAGUACACCUCAUGUUGUUAGACCUAGGAGAAGGAAAAAGCACCACUUGCCAAGUGUAAUGUUCCAAGAUUCUGAAUGGCCUGCAGACCCAAUUAAAGAAAAUUUACUGGAUUUUGAAGAUGAGAGGGAGUAUAUCUUUGAAUGCUUGAAGAGGUUGGAGAAAAAUGUUCGUCUAUUUUCUAGUGCUGAUGCAUCACGACUUGAUGGAAAUGAUGAUGCGUUUAGUGAUGAAAUUUAUGCAGAUGAUACGGACUGUGUGAACCUUGAACUACAACAAGACAUAGCUGAAGGUGAAGGAACUAAACAUAAUUUGUGUCCUCAGAAUAUAAUUGGAGGAGAUUGUGGGACUCAAGAAAUCAGUCAAAAAAAGGAAAUGAUUUCAUUUGAAAAGCCUCUGUCCCCACAUGUAGAAGGCAUUCCUCCUGAAGCAAACAACAUUUCACCAAUGUUGGAAGCUGAAUUUCCCAUUGGAGAAGAUGAAAAUAAUAGUAGGCUAAACACCUGUACUAAUAAAUUAAAGUCAACGAGAGGCAAAAAAAAUGGCGGAGUAGCCCUGAGUGAUGAGGUUGAACACUUAAAUGCAAGGUUGGAGGCACUUGAAGCAAAUCAUGAUUUUCUUGAUCGAACUAUUAAUUCACUGAAAUAUGGAAAAGAUGGGCUACAAUUUGUUCAGGAAAUAGCUACUCAUCUCCGUGAACUAAGAAAAAUUGGGCUUUGUCAAUAGCUACUCAUCUCCAUGAACUAAGCCCAUUGGUGUACUCACUUGAAGUAUCUUUUAUUCUUUACUCGUCUCCAUGAACUAAGCCCAUUGGUGUACUCACUUGAAAUAUCUUUUAUUCUUUUUGAAGGUAAUCAAUAAGAUGAUGACAAAGUGGUGAUUUUGUUUAUCAUUUUAUGUAAUACUGCCAAUAU